Messenger RNA from Centropristis striata (black sea bass), 652 nucleotides. RefSeq names its product atonal bHLH transcription factor 7 (gene atoh7). The coding region runs from base 221 to 652 and encodes 143 amino acids. The transcript has a single exon. The record is from RefSeq and is a predicted model, not a curated record. Lineage: Eukaryota; Metazoa; Chordata; Actinopteri; Perciformes; Serranidae. Gene Ontology annotation, molecular function: protein dimerization activity.
GUUCUUCUGCUCCAUCUUAUAAAAGCUGCUCCCUCACUGUCUCCAGGAUCACAGACACCUUGGACUCUUCAGGCUGUCCCACUAUCUGGAGUUACAAGGACCUGACACAAAGGAGAAACAGGAGGACAAAACAGGAGACCUCUGAGGAACUGGACACUGGACGCUUCUCCUGACCUGAGGACAUACAUACAAACCGGUUUGACCCUUCAAUCAGAAAACCAUGAAGUCUCGGCGAGCCAGCUGCACCGACUCUGGAUCCGAGUCCUCAGAGGGGGACUCCAAGAGCCCGGAGAAAUACGAGACCACCACGAGGAGACGGAUGGCGGCCAACGCCAGAGAGAGGAAGAGGAUGCAGGGUUUGAACACGGCUUUCGAUCGCUUACGGAAAGUGGUCCCCCAGUGGGGCCAGGACAAAAAACUGUCCAAGUAUGAGACCCUGCAGAUGGCCCUCAGCUACAUCAUGGCCCUGAACCGGAUCCUGACAGACGCCAGGAGACACAACGCUCCUCACAGGCAGUGGCUGGACCUGCAGUUUGACUGCGUGCAGCCGGAGAGCUACCCGUGCCUCGUGCGCUACGACUCGGCCUCCGAUCAGGACUACAUGCACUCGUCCUUCUCCUAUCAGUUCGACGGCCACCAGGUCCAUGCAUAA